UCUGUUGCUAGGAGACCCCACUUCAGCCUCCAGUGGUGGUGGUGCUGAUGGCCACGUGUGCUGGUUCAGUAUAAAGUCGGUGGAAGUUCUGAUUCUGGGCUUCAGAAGAUCAGGACUGUAGUUUCCUGCCGAGAAUCAGAUAAACUCCUGACUAAGGUUUUAGCUUCUCUGGAGAAGUGAACAGCUGAACAGCUGAACUUCCUCUGGACCAAUCCCUCAUCAUGUUCCCCACUGAGAGCUGGAACGUCUCAGAGAUGCUGCUGAACGGCUCGGCGGGAAACUCGUCCCUGGAGGACGUGGAGGACGGCGGGCAGCACCCAUUCCUGACGGACGCCUGGCUGGUUCCUCUUUUCUUCUCGCUCAUCAUGCUGGUGGGGCUCAUCGGCAACUCUCUGGUUAUCUAUGUAAUCUCCAAACACCGGCAGAUGAGAACCGCCACCAACUUCUACAUCGCUAACCUGGCGGCUACUGACAUCAUCUUCCUGGUGUGCUGUGUGCCGUUCACCGCCACCCUGUACCCGCUGCCCGGGUGGAUCUUCGGGGAUUUCAUGUGCAAAUUUGUCGCCUUUCUUCAGCAGGUAACGGUUCAGGCCACGUGCAUCACGCUGACAGCGAUGAGCGGCGAUCGUUGCUACGUGACCGUCUACCCUCUAAAAUCUUUACGUCACCGGACUCCUCGAGUGGCCAUGAUUGUAAGCAUCUGCAUCUGGAUCGGUUCGUUUAUUCUGUCGACUCCAAUCUUCCUGUAUCAGCGUCUGGAGGAUGGGUACUGGUACGGGCCGAGGCAGUACUGCAUGGAGCGCUUUCCCUCUAAAGCCCACGAGCGAGCAUUCAUCCUUUAUCAGUUCAUCGCUGUCUACCUGCUGCCCGUCCUCACCAUCUCCUUCUGUUACUCCUUCAUGCUGAAGAGGGUGGGUCACCCCACGGUGGAGCCGGUCGACAGUAACCACCAGGUUCACCUGCUCUCCGAGCGAACCAUUUCCAUCAGGAGCAAAAUUUCCAAGAUGGUGGUGGUGAUUGUUCUGCUCUUCACCGUCUGCUGGGGUCCGAUUCAGAUAUUCGCCCUGUUCCAGUCCUUCUACCCCACCUUCAAGGUCAAUUAUGCCACAUACAAGAUCAAGACGUGGGCCAACUGCAUGUCUUACGCCAACUCCUCCAUUAACCCCAUCGUCUACGGCUUCAUGGGUGCCAGCUUCCGCAAGUCCUUCAGAAAGACCUUCCCCUUCCUGUUUAGACACGUGGUGAGGGACAGCAGUGUCAAUUCGCGCACCGCUAAUGCCGAAAUCAAGUUUGUUGCAACAGAAGAGAGCAACACAGAAAGGAAGUGAACAGUGGAGGUAGAUCCUGAGGAAAUGCUAGCUAGCUGCUAGCUGCUUCAUUGUCUAGGCACUGGUGCUUACAGUAUUAAAUGUGGAUGAACUGGAGAAUUAAAGGUUAACGAAGAAAGAAAGAAAGGAACGUUGUGGAGGAGGUGAGUUAGGUGUGAAAGCACAGGAUGUGACAUUACGGUCCAUUACUUUAAGUUCUGCUGAACAUUAACUGAAGAACUGAAUGUCAGAAAGUGCACAAUCCUGCAAAACACAGAAUCGCCUGCUCUACAGGUGACUAGCACUAGCGUGAAACGUUAGCUUUCGAAAGCAAGAUCUAUGAUGGGAAUCUAUUGUACCUAAAAGGGGUUUUAAGGCAAACAGAGAAGACUGAUGGAACAUCAGCUGAAUGGAAGUCCUGCCAGCCGUGAUGUGCUGGAACCGGCCGCGGAGGAUGUUGGCUAAAUGACCCGCGGCGGCUCAUGACUCACUUAUUGUCUUUAAGACAUACUGCGACUCCUCCCCGUGUACAGACACUCACUUUUCCAGCGGCUUAUCUCUCCAUGUAUAAUCGACAUUCCCGGCACAUCCUGGUGUCUGACUCACAUUUUCACCCCACACUGUAGUUCUGCACACACGACCCAGCAAACAGCAUUUAUGUGCUCCACAGACGACAAGCCCAACACACAGCGCAGCCAACAGACCAUUAAAAUUUAUAAGAUGAAAAAAAGAUCAUAAUGCAUAAAUCUUCUCAUAUGACGAGCCCUAUAAAAUAUUAAUAACUGCACAUUGUUCUUGAAAAAAAUCAUGUGAUUUUUAGACUUUAUUAGAUGUCUUGCCUUGCAUUGACUGUAAGCUGCACCCAGAAGGCAUUCGUCGACAGGAAUGAAACUCUGUGGGUUGUUUGGACAUUGUAAGACAUGCGCAUGACUCAAGUUUUACGCUUGACAGAUCAUGUGACUUAAGAAAAAUGCAGCUUAUUUCUGUACCUGAGUGUCUACAUAAGGUUGUCCGGUUGUGAGGGUUUUCCAUUCUGACUGGUGCUGUUGUUUUGUAAAGUAUAUAGUUCCAUCAGUUCCAGCAGCUGGAAGAGUUCUAGAGGUGUCCCAUCGUGGGGUUGGCAAAGCGUGAUUUGUGAUGUUUUCGGUUGAGCGGAAAUUACCAUACCACACAGAACUGCACUUGUGAAGUGUGUCCAUUAGGAGAAUUCCACACUCUGACUGUAAGGGAGCCCAGGAGCAGGAGAUCAUUAUUGUAUUAUGCUGCUUUAACUGUUAUGCCUAUUACGCUCACGCAGCACUGCACACACCACCAACGGUUUACUGAAACUGAUCCGCAGUGGUUUCUUUCCACUGACAAUCCAAACACUGUGAAUAGUGUGAAGAAGAUAUAUUGGUAUAUAUUCUAUAUUUAUCAAUAUUUAGUACAAUACCAAAAAUACUGGGAAACAGUUUUAAGGCCUUUUCACACCUUUCUCAUUUGGUCCAUACCAGAAUAUCAGGUGUGAUCAGGUUCCACAAACCACGGUGCAACCCAAUGCACCGAAAUUUACUCCAAUAGAGCUAUUCUCAGUCUGAAUCAGCUGAUCCACUUCCAGUUGGUUUACAGUGUGAAACUCCUUAUUCGGCGGUUCAGAUUUUAUUCAGAUCAAUUGAAGGAAGUUAUCAUCACCCAUCAAACAAUAGAGGAAGUAAAAGAAGAGGUGUUGUGCUGAAAUCUGUCUCACAGAUGAGUACAACAGAUUACAAUGCUGGUUAUUCUGUAUCUACUGUAACUGUAGAUUAAUUACAGAGCAGUACGGGUACAGCAGAUUACAGUGCUGGUGAUUCUGUAUCUACUGUAACUGUAGAUUAAUUACAGAGCAGUAUGGGUACAACAGAUUACAGUGCUGGUGAUUCUGUAUCUACUGUAACUGUAGAUUAAUUACAGAGCAGUAUGGGUACAACAGAUUACAGUGCUGGUUAUUCUGUAUCUACUGUAACUGUAGAUUAAUUACAGAGCAGUACGGGUACAGCAGAUUACAGUGCUGGUGAUUCUGUAUCUACUGUAACUGUAGAUUAAUUACAGAGCAGUAUGGGUACAACAGAUUACAGUGCUGGUGAUUCUGUAUCUACUGUAACUGUAGAUUAAUUACAGAGCAGUCAGUCACUAAACUGCAACAAACACAUAGACCUUUAUAUUCUGUUCUGGACUCUGUGGUGUGAAAAUGCCUUUAGAUUGUCUCCAGUUUUGUUAUUUUUGUAAUUAUUCUUUAAAAAAAAGGUUUUAAAAGUAAUUCUAUGUGACAGUCUGUGUGAUUACACUGAUGUUGUUCUUCACUGUGAUUUCAGUCUGAUUUUCAAAAUGAUAAACUCCAGUGCCAAACUAAAGAAUAUGAACUGACUUUUAUCUGAAAUGUUUUUUAUUUAUGUAUUUUGUGUUGUUUAUGUUUAAGUGUAUGUGACUCUGUUUUGGAUUGUUUUGGACGAUGUUGUCUCUGUAAACUUUGGAUCUAUAUAUAUAUAUAUAUUAUACAAGAGCUGGGCAAAAUGAAGAUAUUUUAUUGCAUUGACAAAUGUACUAUUCGUAUUGACAACAUGCUUAAUUUUACCACAGUUAGUUCUGACCCUGCAAUGUUAUUGGCUGAGAGACUUUAUGUGAGUGCCUUUAUUACAAGUGUAACCUAGCAACAAUGUCAAAGCUUACGAACAAAACACAGCAUCCAUAAACAAAGUAGCUAGGAGUUGUUUUGUUCAUGUAAACCUACAGAGGAUUUAAAAAAAAAUUCAAUAAAAAACCCAAAUGCUCAAAAAUGAUAAACCUAAGGAAACAAACCUCCUCACUACAUUCAGAUUUUACACUUUUCCCAAAUGUUUAAACGCAUUUCUAGAAACUCGGCUCAGUUUCUCAAAACUCUAAACACAAACUGAAAAUGAUAAACUGCUUUGUUAAAAUUCUACAAAUCUCUAGCAAAACUGAUUCCUUCCACCAAAACAACACACAGCUAUUUAUAUACUCUAUAUCUCUCACAGAGCAUCAAAUAAACACUGACAAGUUCAGAGCACUAUUAUUAUCAGAAGCGUUUGGUUAUGCUUUUGACUUCAUGAGGCCACUGUACAAAUUCAAAUACAUACAAGUCCAUGGAAAUAUAUUGCCUUUUGUGCUUUAUAUUUAUUUUUGUGGUGUAGGACCCCCCCCC
This is a messenger RNA of Astyanax mexicanus (Mexican tetra), 4485 nucleotides long. RefSeq names its product KISS1 receptor a (gene kiss1ra). Lineage: Eukaryota; Metazoa; Chordata; Actinopteri; Characiformes; Acestrorhamphidae. The transcript has 5 exons. The record is from RefSeq and is a predicted model, not a curated record. Gene Ontology annotation, cellular component: membrane. Gene Ontology annotation, molecular function: G protein-coupled peptide receptor activity. Bases 222 to 1328 code for a protein of 368 amino acids. Gene Ontology annotation, biological process: neuropeptide signaling pathway.